This is a messenger RNA of Nylanderia fulva, 525 nucleotides long. Lineage: Eukaryota; Metazoa; Arthropoda; Insecta; Hymenoptera; Formicidae. The record is from RefSeq and is a predicted model, not a curated record.
AUGGGUGAAGAAUUAGAAAAUCAACGAUGUUUAGAAAUGGAAUCUGGUGAAUUAUUACCGGAAUUACAAUUAUUAUUUACUUUAAAACCAGGUAUGGAUCGACGUCGAUAUAAUGCUCAAAGAACUAAUGAAGUUGCUGCUGUUUUUUGCACAACUGCUGAUAGAGAAAUUCCAGAAUCAUACGUUACAAUACGACACGAUGUUGCUGCUCUAACCAUUGAACCAAUAACAGAAAAUGUAAUUAUUGAUCAUGAUGAGAUACAUAAUUAUAUUGAAGUUCGUUAUGUUGGACCUGUAGAAGCCAGUUGGCGUAUUCUUGGGCGAAUAUAUUCCGUUAGUCCAGCACAAACAGAAUUAUAUCAUUUACGAUUAUUAUUACUCACAGUAAAGGGUGCUACAAGUUUUAAUGAUUUGAGAACUGUAAAUAGAGAAUUUUAUCAAUCAUUUUCAGCGGCUUGUUUGACGUUAGGUUUAAUCAAAGAUGAUGAUGAAUGGAAACGAGCUAUGAAGCUGGUGGAUGGAUGA